AUCGCCGAGAGCGGCCAGCCCGGGCUGUUCAGGCUGUGGGCAGUGAUUGGCAGCGACCUGCACUGCAUCCGGCUCAGCGUCCCACGCCUCUUCUACGUCAACCAGCGCGUGCCCAAGCCCGAGGAGGGGGUAGCCUACAGGAAGGUGAACAGGAUCCUGCCCCGCUCCAACCUGGUCUACAACCUGUACGAGUACUCUGUGCCCGAGGAGCUGUACCAGGAGCACAUCAACGAAAUCAACGCGGACCUCGCUGCCCCCGACAUCGAGGGGGUGUAUGAGACCCAGGUGCCGCUCCUCCUCCGUGCCCUGAUCCACCUGGGCUGUGUGUGCAUGGUCAGCAGGCCGCUUGUCAGGCACUUGGCAGGGCACGAGGCCGAAACCUUUGACAUUGAGCACCUGGAGAUGCGCUCCCUGGCCCAGUUCACUUACCUGGAGCCAGGAAGUAUUCGCCACAUCUACCUCUACCACAGCUCCCAGGGCAGCAGGGCACUCCUGGGCCUCUUCGUCCCCUCCCAGCGCAAAGCUGCUGUCUUCGUGCUGGACAAGGUACGCAGCAACCAGAUGCCAAAUCUCACCAGCCUGUUCGCGGCGGAGCGCAGUGCCCUGCUGGGCAGGGCUGGCGAGGAGCUGCUGCCCCCCGACGGGCACACCUUCGAGGUGCGUGCCGAGACGGACCCCAAGGCUGUCUACAGAGCCGUCCAGCGGCUGCUGCUGGGCUACAAGGACGAGCGCCGGGGCCCCACGCUGGUCGCCGUGCAGUCGAACUGGGAGCUGAAGCGGCUGGUCAGUGGGAUCCCCAUCCUUGAGGAGUUCCCCUUGGUGCCCAUCCGGGUAGUCGAUGACAUCAGCUACUCGGUCCUGGACUGGCAGCGCCACGCCGCCCGCCGCAUGAUCCGCCACUACCUCAACCUGGACACCUGCCUCUCCCAGGCCUUCGAGAUGAGCAGGUACUACCACAUCCCCGUUGGGAACCUCCCCGACGACAUCUCCACCUUCGGCUCUGACCUGUUCUUCUCGCGCCACCUCCGGCGCCACAACCACUUGCUGUGGCUCUCGCCCACUGCCCGCCCGGACCUGGGGGGCAAGGAGGCCGACGACAACCGCCUGGUCAUGGAGUUCGACGAGAGGGCCUCCGUGGAGAUCAACAACCCCGGCUGCUACUCCACGGUGUGCCUGGAGCUGGACAUCCAAAGCCUGGCUGUGAACACGGUGUUGCAGUCCCACCACAUAAACGACAUGGAAGGAGGCUCCAGCAUGAGCAUCAGCUUUGAUGUGAUUCAGCAGGCAUCUUUAGAAGACAUGGUGACAGGGAACCAAGCUGCCAACAUCCCAGCCAGCUAUGAUGAAACUGCCCUCUGCUCCAACACUUUCAGGAUCCUGAAGAGCAUGGUGGUGAGCUGGGUGAAGGAGAUCACGCAGUAUCACAACGUCUACGCAGACAACCAGGUCAUCCACUUCUACCGCUGGCUGCGCUCGCCCUCCUCCCUGCUCUACGACCCGGCUCUGCACCGCAUGCUCCACAACAUGAUGAAGAAGCUCUUCCUGCAGCUGGUGGCCGAGUUCAGGCGUCUGGGCUCCUCGGUGGUUUAUGCCAACUUCAACCGCAUCAUCCUCUGCACCAAGAAGCGGCGCCUGGAGGACGCCCUCAGCUACAUGGAGUACAUCGUCAGCAGCAUCCACUCCAAGGAGAUCUUCCACUCUCUGACCAUCUCCUUCUCGCGCUGCUGGGAGUUCCUGCUCUGGAUGGAUCCAGCAAAUUACGGAGGUAUCAAGGGAAAAGUGGAUUCUCGCAUCCACUAUGGGGAGAAGGACACUGGCAAGAGGAAAGUGUUGGAGGAGGACAGCGAGGAAGAGGAGGAGGCAGCGGCAGGGGAGGAGGAGGAGGAAGGGGAACCAAAUGUGGAGGAGCUGCUGGAGAACAAUUGGAACAUUGCACAGUUCCUGCCCCAGGCUGCCUCGUGCCAGAGCUACUUCCUGAUGAUCGUGUCAGCCUACAUCGUGGCCGUGUACCACAGCAUGAAGGAGGAGCUGCGGCGCAACGCCCCCGGCAGCACCCCCGUGAAGAGAAGGAGCACCAGCCAGGUGUCCCAGGAGGCCCUGGGGGACACGGCCAUGCCCGGCAUGAUCACCUUCUCACAGGAUUAUGUGGCCAAUGAGCUCACACAGAGCUUCUUCACCAUCACCCAGAAGAUCCAGAAGAAGAUGGCUGGUUCUCGUAAUGCUGCUGAGCCUUCAGACAUGUUCCCAGUGCUGCCUGGCUCCUACUUGCCACUCAACAACCCGGCUCUGGAGUUCAUCAAAUAUGUUUGCAAGGUCCUCUCGCUGGACUCCAACAUAACCAACCAGGUGAACAAGUUGCGCCGGGACCUGCUGCGGCUCAUCGAGGUGGGCGAGUUCUCGGAAGCAGCCCAGUUUCGGGACCCCUGCCGCUCCUACGUUCUGCCUGAAGUCAUCUGCAGACACUGCAACUUCUGCAGGGACCUGGACCUGUGCAAGGACCCUGCCAUCUCCCAGGACGGGUCAGUGCUGCCCAGAUGGGUCUGCUCCAACUGCCAGGCACAGUAUGACUCGGAUGCCAUCGAAGCAGCGCUGGUGGAAGCCCUGCAGAAGAAGCUGAUGGCCUUUGUGCUGCAGGACCUGGUGUGCAAGAAAUGUCAUGGUGUGAAGGAGAAGCACAUGCCUGUGUACUGCAGCUGUGCUGGAGACUUUGCCCUCACCAUCUCCUCCCAGACCUUCCUGGACCACGUCAACAUCUUCCAGAGCAUCGCCCAGCACUACGGCAUGGCCUACCUGCUGGAGACCAUCGAGUGGCUGCUGCGCACCAAGGCCCAGCUCUGGCAGUGA
Merops nubicus (carmine bee-eater) is the source of this 2844-nucleotide messenger RNA. Its product is annotated as DNA polymerase epsilon catalytic subunit A-like. Gene Ontology annotation, cellular component: nucleus; epsilon DNA polymerase complex. Lineage: Eukaryota; Metazoa; Chordata; Aves; Coraciiformes; Meropidae. The transcript is spliced from 18 exons. The annotation marks the transcript as partial. Gene Ontology annotation, molecular function: DNA-directed DNA polymerase activity; zinc ion binding; single-stranded DNA 3'-5' DNA exonuclease activity. Gene Ontology annotation, biological process: base-excision repair, gap-filling; leading strand elongation; DNA replication. The record is from RefSeq and is a predicted model, not a curated record.